Molecule: messenger RNA, 4558 nt
Organism: Dracunculus medinensis (Guinea worm)
Lineage: Eukaryota; Metazoa; Nematoda; Chromadorea; Rhabditida; Dracunculidae
Source: the annotation of a GenBank genome assembly
AAAGCUGCUAUGGACAAAAAUGAUAAAUAAUAGUUUGAUUUUAAUAUUAUUAAUAAAUUUAUUUAAUUUUUCCUAUGGGACACUAUCGAUAGUUGAAGGAGUUGAUAUCAGUAGCGAUAAUAAUAAUUUACCGGUCGCCGCAACUGCUUUUGUACAGACUGGUAAUGAACUGCAUUAUUUUUCUGAUAUUCAGUAUCAUGAAAAUCUUAUAGGAGCAGCGGCUGUUAAGAGUGAAGACAAUGAAUUUAUCUUAAAUAAUCAACUACAAUUCACUCCAAAGGAAUUAAAUUUUGGUGAACAGCCUUUGGGUGUCCCGCAAAUACUAAGAGUUCGAAUACACAAUCCAACUGCGUCAAAAGUACGUUUUGACGCGAUAUCUGGUUCAACUAUCCAUUUUCAUUGCUCUUUUCCCGAACACAAAACCAUCGAUGCGGGGGAGACAACAUUUUUCGAUGUUGUUUUCCUUCCUCGUCAAGAAAGUGUUAUUGAGAAUAGACUAUUUAUACAUUCAUCAUUGGGCGCAUUCACUUAUACGGUUAAAGGGAAAGGUGUGUCAAACCCAUAUCGAUUGCGACCAUUUAUUAGUGCUCGAAUACCUUUGAAUGGCACAUUUGUUUCAUCAAUAAAAUUGCAUAAUCCACAUUCAGAAAUGCUUCUUAUUACUGAAAUUUAUACCAGCGGAGGUGAAAUACAUUUGGAACUGCCUAACAUGUUAAAUGGUAUGAAUCAGAAAAGUGGUUUAUGGGAAAUUGAACCAUUUCAAACAAAAACUGUCAUAAAUGCAAAAAUUCUCGGUGCUCAUGAACGUAAUGGGACAGGUUUUUUGAAGAUCAAAACAGGUUUAAAAAAGAAUGAAAAAGAUGGAGUUUUUAAAUCGUCGUCAGUGGAAAAAUUUGAGGAAAAUUUGAUAGUACCUUUUGAGUUUGAAACCACGAAGAAACGUGGAGUUUUUUCUACAGUAGAUAUACUAGAUUUCGGUUUGAUUAAGCUUGGCGAGAAAUCAUCUCCAAUAAUACUGGAAGUUUUUUCAACUUUGGAAAAAGGGAUCGAAAUAGAAUCUUUGUAUGUAGAAAAAAUUAUUGAACCCAGCGGAAUUUACAUGGAAUUUGCUUCAAAACCACCAAUUAUGAUAAAAUCUGGUUUAAAACAAUUAAGUAAGAUCAUUUUGAAUAUUUUUGAUCUAUGUAUGAUUGAUUAUAUUGGUUGCCUAACCAAAAAAGUAACCAUUUCCCUAAAAAUUGCGACUCCUAUCGCUAAAUUAUUGUUUGAUUCAACUCUUCUACGACUUAAGCCAGAUGAUCCGCGAUUGAUUCGUUUCAAAGGUAAAAUUAUAGCGGAAAGCCGUGGUGGAAACUAUAAUGUUUCAGUGCCUUAUCUUGCCAUUGUAUAUUCGGGAACUUUAACGCAACGUACGAAUGAAACAACGUUUCAUGAUCUUGUGGAGCCACCUGUUUCUCGUAGCGUUACGUUGAAUAAUGGUCUGCCAUUCGGUAUAGCCAUUUGGAAUGUGUCUGUCGCUCCUAAUGCUAUGGGUUCUUUCACUGUGGAAUUGGUUAUGCCAGUGGUUAUACUUGGUGUUGAUGAAUCUCGGCCAGUAUUUCUCUUAAAAUAUGUGUCUAAGGAAAAUGACAGUUUUUCAUCAACUUGCAUUUUGCAUACGAACGUAUCGAUAUUCACCAUUCCUAUUAUUAUUUUUAAUGGCCGACUAAAAGUAAAAAUAUAUUCAAUUUAUCAAAAAGAAUUCAAUUUUGGUUUAUUGGAUUUGGGUGAUUCUCGUUCAAUACAGUUUGUUAUAUCGAAUGAAAACCCAGUUCCUGUUACGAUUAAGAAAUUAAAGAAAGCCAUGUCUGCGAUGUCAUCAUUGCGUUUAUUGAAUAUUGCAUCAGGAAAUGCAACCGAUCUAAAGAAUUCCCAGAAUCAAGUUCAACAAAAUUCAUGGCAAGAAGGUCUCAGUCUGGAAUUGCCGGCUCAAAGUUUUGCGGUUUUCGAAUAUUCAUUAACUGUAAAAUCACAGUCUUCAGAUCCACUCGGUUUAUUUAUGAUCGAAACAGAUUUUGAACAAAUGUCGUUUCCUGUUGUGUACAAACUGGAGAAGGGAUCAAUUAUAUUAAAUCCAGAUCAUAUUUUAUUUGGAAACGUUUUUCCUGGUAAAAUAUGCUUCAAAAAUCUCCAGGUAUACAGCACAUUUCAACACGAUAUGCAAUUAUUACGAUUGUCGACUCUUUCUUACGAUCCAAGAAUACAUUUUGAAAAAUAUUCCGCCAGUAAUAUUCCAGUUGUUAGAGCUGAUCAGAUCACUGAUCUUGGUAGAGUGUUUGUUAUACCUGAAGCUAUUUGUAAAGAUGAUUGCUAUGUUGGCGUUCCACUGCAUACAGCCGAUGGUCAGUGGUUCACAUAUGGCAUACGACUGCCUCAAAAUCUCGCUGAAAUCGACUAUUAUUUAUACAAAAAGCUACGAAAAAAGUUUUUGAUGCUGAAAGCAAAUAAUGAAUUAUUGAUUAACACAACAAUAGUCGUCGAUACUCAGGAGGUGAUGAAUUUAUUUAUACCAAUACAGAUUGAAUUUAUUUGGCCACGGCUUUUGACUAAAUCUGUGGUAGAUUUCCCACUUACUGCCGUUGGAAAUUUCACGAUAGUGAAUUUGACGUUAACGAAUCCUUCUUCUCUUCCCAUCGUUGUGCAGCUACUACCAUUAGUUAUUUAUCCAGAUGCAGAAGCGCUUGUGGAGUUUUUUCGCGAUGAACUACCCUCUCCAUUAUUUGAUCCUAUCGAAGUAAAUGAAACGUUAAUGUUCUCAUUGCGUGAUACGGAAUUGUUCACUUUAAAGCAAGAUAGCCCUGUACCGAAAUUGAGAGAAGAAUUGGAGGGAAUUCUUGGGACAAGUAUACCGAAGUUUACUCUAUCAAUGUUAUUGCAACCUGGAAUGAAAGUUCGAGUGCGAGUGGGUUUUCUGCCAUCCGAUUAUACUCUUCGAUCUUCAUUAUUAAAUAAUUUGACUAUUAUUGAACCUGUUAUUUUGUAUGGUCGUGGAGCACGAAUGGAUAUGCAAGUGGAUGGACAUUCUGCAAGGACAUUAAAUCCUUUGAUGUUCGAAAUACAAGGCCAUCAUUUAGCUGAUUGCCAUAAUCCUAAGCGUUUGACUCACAAGUUGUUCACAACUCUUACUGUGAAGAGGUCGUUUGUAGUGGCAAAUACCGGUGAAGUACCUUUUACUGUGGUAAAUAUGAGCCUUAAUAAUGUGCCAUGUGAGAAUAGAGGUUUUAGAAUUCUCAAUUGUCAUAUGUUCCAGUUAGCGCCUAAUGAAACCUAUAUUCUUGAUAUAGCGUACACUCCUGACUUUUUGAUGUCUUGGAAUGAAGCAGCUCUACAGUUUUAUAUGCAUAUGAAUGGUACAUCUUGGUUAUUUCCUAUUGGAGCUUCUAUCCCAAAACAUAUGUUAGCAAAGUGUCACGCUGCAUUGCCUCGACCACCUUUUGAGAGUAUCAUAUUUUGUUUGAUUUGUGUCGUGGCGUGCGCUUAUUUGGAGGGUGACCGUACAAUAACAUGCGCUAUUAAGCAGCAGUAUGCUCAGACAAGACGAGUUUUCGAUUUAAAUGCCCUCGAUGGCGAUUUUUCCAGUAUUACGGAUAAGAGACAAAAUGCACUAAAUUCAAAAAGCCCGAUUCGUUCUUCACCUCGACGGCAUGUUUUGCAUUAUGCAAAAGAUUCCAAUAUUUUGAUUCGAUCAUUCUGGCAAACAGCAAAUGGUGUACUUUGGUUGUUUUCUUUCAUUUGGCAGUUUCGCAAUGAUCAGGUGCCAUCUUCGCAAGCAAAAUCAGUUGUUUCGAAAAAUGAUGAAAUAAUCUGUGAUCAAGAAAAGCUGGAGCGUUGUCAAGCACGAGAAUCAUCCCUUGUUAAUGAUACCAUAUCAGAAGCGGGUUUAAGUGAUUCAGGAGCACCGGAAUGGAUAAACACAUCUCCAAUUAAUAUGUUUGACUAUGAUGUUGAGGAUGAUUACAAUGCUUUGGUGUCUGCAUCUGAGCUCUUAUUUGAUUCUCAAAUUCCUUUUCGUCGUUUGCAUGUGGAAGAAAAUCGAGUGCCAGUUUGCAGCUGUGAACAUACGAAUUAUCGCGACACUUUUCAUUCAUCAGAAUAUCAAUUACUUAAUAAACCGGAUGGAAGACAACCAAGCGCUUUUAUGCAACAAUUACAACGGGAGCGUAAAGUAGCGGAAGCAAAAUAUCUGGCAGAAAGAAAGAUGGAAAACUUUGCUGAUGAAAUUCUAGAGGAACCGAAUGAGAUUUGGCCUGGCUUUAACCUCUCCUUUUCAUCUAUAACACCAGGCUUCUUCGACAGUGAUUCGGGAAGAAAAGACAACAGUGAAAGCAUAUGGCAGUUGCCUGGAAGUUCUUCGACCUCGAAAAAUUCGCCAGAAGAUUUGUCUAAUGCAGUUAGAUCUUUUCGUCUUAAUCCGGAGGCUCCUCCAUUUAUUAGUGCAAAUACGCGUUUGAAGCAACAGCAGAUCGUGAAAAAUGGUAAUCUUCAUUACAUUUUAAAAAAUUUGGAAUGUAAUUUAUGA